Molecule: messenger RNA, 1871 nt
Organism: Gigantopelta aegis
Lineage: Eukaryota; Metazoa; Mollusca; Gastropoda; Neomphalida; Peltospiridae
Product: b(0,+)-type amino acid transporter 1-like
Exons: 13
Coding region: 93-1544 (483 amino acids)
Biological process (GO): amino acid transmembrane transport
Cellular component (GO): membrane
Molecular function (GO): L-amino acid transmembrane transporter activity
Source: RefSeq, a predicted model, not a curated record
CAGGUAAACAGAUUGAACUCCUGACACCAAAACAUUGUCCCCGGGGAAGCUACAUGAAAUACUGUUUACGUGAGGUGGACUAGCCGAGCAGUAUGGUAACCGAAAAGCAUCCCUCCGAGGAACGGAACAGCGAAAUACAAAUUUCGACUGGUGUCAGCCUUCUCCGACAGAUUGGUUUGGUCAGCGCAACUUCGUUUGUAGUCGGUACCAUGAUUGGGUCCGGUAUAUUUGUCACUCCACAGUAUGUUCUUCGAUUCACUGGAUCCGCCGGUUUGUGUCUCGUUAUGUGGACAGUGGGUGGGAUCAUUUCACUGAUGGGAGCUCUAACAUACGUGGAACUGGCCAGCGUGGUCCGGCAGUCUGGCGGAGAGUACGCGUUUUACUACAAGACGUUUGGGCCGCUGCCCGCCUUCAUCUACGUCUUCACCGUAGAGGUCGCCAUGUUUCCUGCCGGGGCCGCCGUCGGCUGUCUCACGUUCGCCGAGUAUUUCAACUCCAUGCUGUACGACUGCGGCUCGCCAGAGGUAUCGAAAAAACUAGUGGCGGUUGCCGUAAUAGUGACGGUGAUGGUCAUCAACUGUUACAGCGUCUUACUUGCGUCACGAUGUCAAGUUUUCUUCACGGCUGCAAAACUCAUAGCGCUAUUCAUCAUCAUCAUAGGGGGACUGGUCAAGAUUGGACAAGGAUACACCAUGGAGUUAUCUACGGGGUUUGACGGCACUGUAGCAUCACCAGCGUCGGCGGCUCUUUCUCUAUAUUUCGCCAUGUUUGCGUACGGAGGCUGGAAUAAUAUAUACUAUCUUCUUGAAGAAGUUAAAAAUCCACGAAGAAACAUUGUGCUGGCCAGUGUGGGCGGGACGGCCUUGACCACCUUAGUGUAUGUACUGACCAACAUCUCCUAUCUCGCCGUCCUCAGCAAGCGACAGAUCUUUAGUUCAAAGGCUGUAGCCGCGACGUGGGCGAAUGAGGUGCUUGGCAAGGCCGCCAUCAUCAUCCCCAUCUCCGUGUUGAUGUCCACCUUCGGCUCCGUCAGCGGUGGAAUCACAGCCAGCACCAGGACGUCAUUCGCUGCGGCACGAGACGGAGUCUUCCCACAAUUCAUGUCGUACAUCAACGUCCGGUAUUACACACCCAUUGUUCCUAUCCUAUUCAGGACGAUGAUGGCGAUCUUCAUGGUGGCACAGGGGAGCAUCACCACCCUGAUCAGCUUCAUGACCUUCCUCGUGUGGUUCUUCACGGGCACGUGUGCCCUCUGUGUUAUCAUUCUCCGAUUCAGGGCCAAGAACGAUCCAGAAAGAAUAAAGAUUCCUAUUGUGAUUCCUGUUUUGUUUCUUCUCAUAUGCAUUUUCCUCCUCGUCACGCCCAUUGUUCAAGAUCCUAAGUUGGAGUUCCUCUACGCAGUCAUAUUCUGCUUGGGGUCAACUUUAAUCUACAUACCCUUGGUGCACUACAAAGUCAAGCCAAAAAUCUUAGAAAAGCUAGAAAUGUGGCUUCAACUGAUAUGGGAGGUAGCCCCACCGAGCCAAAAGAAAGAGACCUGGUGAUCGACUUCUAUGUGUAUACUGUCUGUAGAUCUGAGUGGUGGAGAGAAAACAAUACAUUCUGGACUAUGCAAAGAUAAAUAAUAAUAUUCUGGACGCACAUUAUCAAAUAUAUAUAUUUACUUGUCCAUCCACAAUUAUUAGGAUACUAUUUGUGUUGUUAUCGCGAACGUUAGCGUUGUUCACUGUCGCUGAACGAAGAUGGGUAAUGCAUGGGCGUACAUAGGGGGGUUCGAUGGGUUCGACCGACCCCCCCCCCCCCCGAAAUUGCUUUUUUUAUAAUUUAAUAUAUCUGACAUUAUUAUAUUUACUCAACAUAGAAAUAUAUGC